This is a messenger RNA of Lutzomyia longipalpis, 5139 nucleotides long. It is a transcript of the gene Acf, whose product is annotated as bromodomain adjacent to zinc finger domain protein 1A. Gene Ontology annotation, molecular function: protein binding. Gene Ontology annotation, biological process: chromatin remodeling. The record is from RefSeq and is a predicted model, not a curated record. The transcript is spliced from 6 exons. Bases 472 to 5040 code for a protein of 1522 amino acids. Lineage: Eukaryota; Metazoa; Arthropoda; Insecta; Diptera; Psychodidae.
AAUAAUAGGACAACUCUUUAUGGGGAAAUUGGUGCACAAAAGUUUAUUUUAAAAGUUUUUCUUCUUACCAACUAAUUUAAAGUGUUUAAUUUAUGUUUUAAUUUAUUGUUGAAACCCUUGAGAUACUCGAAAAGCAGGCUAAUGUGUAAAUUUAUAAGGAAACAGUGAGAAAAAAUGGAUAAAAAUUGUUUUUGUGCGAUCAAGGCAAAUCGCUGAGCGUCACUAUAAAAGCGUCCACUACAAACCUUGAAAAUCAUCUUAAAUUGCACCUUAUUGUGCAAUAAGAUCCUUUUUGGGUGAUUAAAAGUGUGAUAGAGUAGAUCUGCAAGUUUUCCUGGCUUUCGGAGUGAUUUGCAAAAAAGUUUUAUUUUGACACUUUGGUUCGGACGCCAAUUUCCCUCCAAAUCACUCGAGGUCAGGCUUGCAUUGAGGGAGAAGCUUUAAAGCGUGUGCGAGCCAAGAAGAGUGAAGAUGCCUUUGAUAAAGAGAAAAGAAUUCAAACCCCUACCCCCUCCGGAUGAUCUUCAGGACAACGAGGAGGUCUUCUACUGUUCCAUUACCAAGGAAGUUUUCCGAAAUCACGAGGACUACUUUGAGCGUGUAAUGCUUAUAAAUUCCAUGGUAUGGACAUGCGCUCUCACGGGAAAGAGUAGCCUAACGUACAGCGAGGCACUGGAGAGUGAGGAAAAUGCCCGGGAAACACUGUCGAAUUUCUCAAAGGCCCUCAAGACGGCCGUUGUGAUUAUUACAACCUACACACGACGUAGUGGGGUGCUCGAUCUUAUGGAUGAGCUGUACACCUACAUGAAGGAUCGCUACUUCAAGGGUGAAGAGGUGAUUUACUGUCCAAAGGAUGAAUCAGAAGUUUACGGGAAGGUAGUGUCAUUCGUGAAGGAGAGUACAAAUUGCGCAGAUAUUGAGUACAAAAUUAUGCUAUUUCGAAAUCGAGAAACAAUCUGUGUGCCCGGCAGUGAGCUAAGGAGGCACAAAGCUCGACUCACGCGAGAUAAGUUGAAGUUUUUCCUCAAGGAUAAUACGCAUUUGGUCAAUGGAUCCCUCUGCAUUAAGGAACCAAUCCUGAGGAAAUAUACAAAUGAUUCAACGAUUAAAUUCGAAAAUAUUCACUGUGGAAAACCACCUGUUUUUGCGGCGUCAAUGCGUGUCCUCUUAGCUGAGAAGCAACCGAAGAAGCAGGCACAAAUCUCCAAGUACUUCGCAAAGGAUGGUGCAAAGAAGAAUGCUGCGGCAAGACUCGAAGCGGCAAAUAAGGAAAUUGAGGAGAUUAAUCGAGAGGCAGCUGAGGAGAUGGAAAAGAGGAGGGUGGAAGAGCAAAAGAGGCUAGCUGAGGAGAAGGAACGUCAGAAGCAAGAGCUGAAUACUUUGGUGCAGAGCACCGUACGAGCUAUGAAUCAGAUUAAUGAAGAUCUUCUGUUGCAAGAUCAAAGGCCAUUGCCGACACCCAAACCAAUGGAACUUCUCGUACCAAAACGUUUUUACGGCGACUUCCUCAUGGUGCUGGAGUUUAUACACUCAUUCUCUGAGGUAUUGCAGAUACGUGAUAAGUUCCCCAAGGGUGUCACUAUUCCACUCCUGCAGAGAGCUUUUCUCAUACGUGAUGUAGCUGGGCCACUUAGUGACAUCGUUCAAGUGCUCCUUGCCACGAUAUUCUCCCUCCAAAUGGAGGAACGAAGUGAAGUUGUGAUCCGAUACAAAAAGGUUUCCAAGACCAAAUUGGCUAGAGCAAGUGAUCCGACGGAAUUUGCUGAACUACACGCAACACGGACCAUGCGGUAUGCAAAGCAGUACUUUGGCAGUGACAUCUCAGAUUUGCCCAUGGAUGCUACGACAAUUAGUGAAAUCUUGAGGUUGCACAUCUUGAGUUCGGGGGCUCAGUUGAUGGACGAUCAAGCGGUUAAGUGGCGAUAUCAAACUCGUGGUGGCUACCGCAGUACAGACGACCCGGGGCUGCUUCUUCGACUUCGAUACGCUCACAUAAUUCGCGCACUGUCUCAUCGAACAUUGUACGAACUCCCCCUGGGGGACAUCUUUAAAAUCCUUGAGUGUUUGAUAAGUCAAAUUAUGACCUAUCCAUCUGUCAGGGAUAUCAUUGAUGAACGCAUAGAGAAGGCCACAAGUGCGAGGGCAACGAUGAAAUCUCUCACCCUUGCUGAAAGGCAACGUGUGCGACGAUAUGAAGUUGAGAAAAAGGAUCUACGUGAAGAGGCGACAAAGAAAAAGGAAGCAAUUCAAGUUCCAGAUGGUAAUGUGGAGUUAAAAGCGGCAAAAGAGAAGGAAAUUGAUGAUGCUCUGCAAAAGAAGUUGGAGAAGCUUGAGAUGGAGUCAAUAAAGGCAAAUAAGCAAUUUAUGGUGGCCCUUGAGAAGAAUAAGUCACAAUGCUUUGAUUAUCAACUCUAUUUGGGAUCUGAUCGAGCUCAUCGGAAGUAUUGGCUCUUCAACUCCCUGCCGGGACUCUUUGUGGAGCAUAGUGAUGAAGAUUUGGGACCGUGUUUUGAUGAAGUGACAAGAAACAUUCCAGAAUUGACUAAAUGUCCCCAAACGGAACGAUAUAGAAUCAUUAAGCAGCUUGUUGCGACGCAAAUUAAGACAAAUGAGAAGGAGAAUAAUCGUGUGAAUGGUAGCAAAAAUCAACCACCCAUAACUAAUUUUAGUAUCUCCACCGCUGAUUCGGAUACUGCAGUUUCCCAGAAGGAUUUGUGGAUGUGCACAGCUAAACCCGAAACUUGCCCAAUACACAGAAAACGCUUUCCGGAUAAAGUUCAAUGGAGCUACUUUCACACAGCUGAGGAGGUGGAUGCUCUUGCAGCUGGUCUCAAUAUUCGUGGAUUCCGAGAAAAACCACUCAAGGAGCAGCUUGAGCUUGAACGUGAACUCAUUGUGGCUCAUGUGAUCAACUGUCCGCACGAUCUACUUCAGCUGAAUGCUGGGGAUAAGGACAAAAUUCUCGCUCGCUAUGUGGCUGAUCAAAAGAGAUAUGAGGCGGCGAAUUUCCAAAAGGACGAUACGGAAAUCAAAAAUAUCAUGUGCUCCGUGCUCUGUGAUUACAUCUUGGAUCUCGAAUGGAAAAUCUCACAGGGAUACCUUGGAGUACAAAAGGGGCAGAAUAGGCAAAUGUGGAGAGAUGCUGUCGUCAAUUUUGACUACAAAUCCCUUAAGAAUGGAAUGCAAAUCCCCGCACAUUCUAAAAAAGUGACGAAAGGCAAGGAAGACAAGGAGAAGGAGAGUAAGGAGAAGGAGAAAGAGGAUAAUGAUGAUGAGGAUGAUGAUGACAGUGAUUAUGAGGAUCCUGGUGCAGAUCUGCCAGAUUCUCUCUUCGUCGAAUCCGAGGAUAGUGCUGAUGAAUGCAUACCUCUGUAUGAUUUUGACGAUGAGAAGAAGAAGGUGCACUUUCUGGCCACUGCUCUCAUUCAAGUGAAACGUACCAUUGAUACGAAGUUCCUCAAGUGGCCAUUUGGCGUGGCCAAGGAAAAACCCAAAUCCAUUCAGGCAAAGCUCGCAAGAACAGUGAAGAAUUUGCAAAAAUGGGAAACUGCCCUCAUGCGUGCCGUCAACUAUUCUCAGGUCUUUCUGCACUACAACAGGCUCUAUGAUUCCAUUCUGUGGUCUCAAUCGGCAUCACAUGCCGCCUGUCAGAUUUGUCGUCGGAAGAGUGAUCCCGAAAAGAUGCUGCUGUGCGAUGAAUGCAACAGUGGUUGCCACAUGUUUUGCCUGAAGCCGCCACUAACGAAAAUUCCCGAUGGCGAUUGGUUUUGUACAAAAUGUAAACCCGAAGUACCACAAAGUGCGCGGAAACGGAAAAUCUUCCGAGAGGAAGAAUCGAGUGAAGAUGAGGAGGACACGGAGAGUGAUGAGGAGUCCGAUGAUGAGGAGGAGGAGGACGAAGAGGAAGCUUCGGAAGUUGAGGUUACCAAGAAGAAGAAAUCACAAUCAUCACGAUUUUGGGAUUUCAGUGAAAGUAGUGAUGAAGAAUGCGAUGCAUGCCAUAAAGCUGGAAAGCUCAUCAAAUGCACCACCUGCUCCAGCUUACGGCAUUCAAAUUGCAUCACUAAGAAGGAUUGGGUGAAGCCAGGCAAGAAAUGGGAAUGCUCCAAUUGCAGGAAAGGAGAUGAAAAGGAAGUUGUACCUCAGAGGAAAUCAAGAAGGCAAGAAGCUGCAACGGAAAAGCAACAACCAUCGCGUAAUUCAAACAGGAGAUCAUCAAUAAAGCUUCGAAAUAUACAGCAAGAACAAGAGUCAUCGUCUCCUGAUGAAGAUGAUGAACCACUGGCAAAGAAACCGAAACGUCAAGGAGGUGACACCAAGAGAAAGUCCUCAAUUAGGCUACGGAAUUUACAAGCUGAUCAGGAAACAUCGUCCCAUGAUGAAGAUGGUGCUCGAUCGGGGAAGAAGAGGAAGCGCCAAUCGGAAGCUGAUACCAAGAGAAGGUCCACAACGAGAUCACGAAAUCAAGCAGAUCAGGAAUCAUCACAUGAUGAGGAAGAAACACCACCGGCAAAGAAACAAAAGCAAGACGCUGUAGCACCACGCCGGUCCCUGCGUUCUCAUGAUGAUUCAAAAGAUGAUAGUAGCCCAACAGCGGCAAAUGGGAGGAAGAUGCGAAGAUCAAAUAUAAAUCUACCUCUGGACAGCGUCUCUCUGUACGCCCUACUCGAUGCAAUUGCAAAACAUCCGGAUUCAUGGCCAUUCAAUCGUCCCGUGGCUAAAGUCGAAGUUCCUGACUACUAUGAGAUCAUCAAGAAUCCCAUGGAUUUUGCCAAGAUCAAGUCCAAACUCAACUGUGGAGAUUACAUUACAAAUGAAGGACUAAUUAAGGACAUUGAGCUGGUAUUCCAUAACUGCGAUGCAUACAAUAACAGCGAUUCAAAGAUCUAUCAGGCUGGAAUACGAUUGGAGAGAUUUGUCAUUGAAAAGUGUGCAGAACUCAAUUUUAUAUUCAAGCACAGCGACAUGAUAUCCGAUGAUGAGAAUGAGGUGACUGUUAUUGAGAGAAACAAAUCCGGACGCAGUAGUAGGAGGAAGUAGUUUGUAAUUUAGUGGAAUUUUCCUCGUACCCGGAACUCGUGAAAUUUUCGUGUAUUAUUCCCAUUAGAGAUGGAUUAAAUUUAAAUAUUUCAUAAAUUC